AUGGGUAGGGACCGCUGUUUCCCCCAGUCUGCUUAUCGUGCGAACCUUGGGGAGCACCAGCUGUUCAGCCUCUCCCCGAACCGGGUCUCGUCCCACGUGCGCCAGAUCCUUGUCCACUCCGAUUACAAGAGGGGGACCCCUGCAGCCGACAUCGCCCUAGUGCAGCUGGCAAAGCCAGUGCAAUACACCGACAAAAUCCUCCCCUUCUGCUUGCCUGGCCCCUCCGACUCCUUCCCUGACAACCAGACGUGCUGGUCUCUCUCCCACCCCUGCAAGACGCUGCAGGAGGUGCAGGUCCAGCUGAUCGACACUGCAGCCUGCAACACCCUCUACAACAUCGACCCAGCCCCGAACAUGGGCAGGGACCCCGUCAAACCUGACACGAUCUGUGCCGGCUACGCUGAAGGGCAGAGGGACUCCUGCCAGGGUGACUCUGGGGGGCCGCUGACCUGUGACCACAAUGGGACCUGGUUCCUGAUGGGGGUUGUGAGCUGGGGGGACGGCUGUGGCGAGCCCAAUCGUCCCAGUGUCUAUGUCCGGACAGUGGCCUAUGGUGAAUGGAUACGGGGGCACGUGGUGUCCGGGGGCCAAGCCACAUCCAUGGAGAACAGCAUCUCUGGAGUAAAUGACUCCAGAUCCUCCUUCAGCACCUACAUGCUUCUCUUCACCACUCUCCUGAUGUCACUGUGA
This is a messenger RNA of Chelonoidis abingdonii (Abingdon island giant tortoise), 690 nucleotides long. The record is from RefSeq and is a predicted model, not a curated record. NCBI's taxonomy places the organism in Eukaryota, Metazoa, Chordata, Testudines, Testudinidae.